This is a messenger RNA of Nycticebus coucang (slow loris), 3570 nucleotides long. It is a transcript of the gene KLHL25, whose product is annotated as kelch like family member 25. Lineage: Eukaryota; Metazoa; Chordata; Mammalia; Primates; Lorisidae. The coding region runs from base 158 to 1927 and encodes 589 amino acids. The record is from RefSeq and is a predicted model, not a curated record. Gene Ontology annotation, molecular function: protein binding. The transcript is spliced from 3 exons.
CUCGGCGGCACCGCAGCGGGAGCGGGAUUUGGGCUGUGGUGGCUCCUCCGGUUGGGGUGGCGGUGGUGUUUUGGGCUGCAGGGCUCAGCCGAGCGGCCAGAAGUCUCCGAGCGCAGCGGUGGGCCCGGGCGGCAGCGCCCCGAGCGGCUGGCUCAGCAUGUCGGUCAGCGUCCACGAGAACCGCAAGUCGCGGAGCAGCACCGGCUCCAUGAACGUCACGCUCUUCCACAAGGCCUCACACCCCGACUGCGUGCUGGCACACCUCAACACGCUGCGCAAGCACCGCAUGUUCACCGACGUCACGCUCUGGGCGGGCGACCGCGCCUUCCCCUGCCACCGCGCGGUGCUGGCCGCCUCCAGCCGCUACUUCGAGGCCAUGUUCAGCCAUGGCCUGCGGGAGAGCCGGGACGACAUGGUCAACUUCCAGGACAACCUGCACCCUGAGGUGCUGGAGCUGCUGCUGGACUUCGCCUAUUCCUCGCGCAUCGCCAUCAACGAGGAGAACGCUGAGUCGCUCCUGGAAGCGGGCGACAUGCUGCAGUUCCACGACGUGCGCGACGCUGCCGCCGAGUUCCUGGAGAAAAACCUCAUCCCGUCCAACUGCCUGGGCAUGAUGCUGCUCUCGGACGCCCACCAGUGCCGCCGGCUCUACGAGUUCUCCUGGCGCAUGUGCCUGGUGCACUUUGAGGCCGUGCGGCAGAGCGAGGACUUUAACAGCCUGUCCAAGGACACGCUGCUGGACCUCGUCUCGAGCGACGAGCUGGAGACGGAGGACGAGCGGGUGGUCUUCGGGGCCAUCCUGCAGUGGGUGAAGCACGACCCCCAGCAGCGGAAGGCCCACCUGCCCGAGCUCCUGCGCAGCGUGCGCCUGGCGCUGCUGCCGUCCAACUGGCUGCAGGAGGCCGUCUCCAGCGAGGCCCUUUUGGCGGCAGAUGAGCGCACCAGGCUUAUCGUGGACGAGGCCCUCCACUGUAAGACCAGGAUCCUGCAGAACGACGGGGUGGUCCCCAGCCCCUGCGCCCGCCCGCGCAAGGCGGGCCACACGCUGCUCAUCCUGGGCGGUCAGACCUUCAUGUGCGACAAGAUCUACCAGGUGGACCACAAGGCCAAAGAGAUCAUCCCCAAGGCGGACCUGCCCAGCCCUCGGAAGGAGUUCAGCGCCUCGGCCAUCGGCUGCAAGGUCUACGUGACCGGGGGCAGGGGCUCCGAGAACGGGGUCUCCAAGGACGUGUGGGUGUACGACACGGUUCACGAGGAGUGGUCCAAGGCGGCACCCAUGCUGAUCGCCCGCUUUGGCCAUGGCUCUGCCGAGCUGGAAAACUGCCUCUACGUGGUGGGGGGACACACCUCCCUGGCAGGCGUCUUCCCGGCCUCACCUUCUGUCUCCCUGAAGCAAGUGGAGAAGUACGACCCUGGGGCCAACAAGUGGACGAUGGUGGCCCCGCUGAGGGACGGGGUCAGCAACGCAGCGGUGGUGAGUGCCAAGCUGAAGCUCUUUGUGUUCGGAGGGACCAGCAUCCACCGAGACAUGGUAUCCAAAGUGCAGUGCUACGACCCCUCGGAGAACCGCUGGACCAUCAAGGCUGAGUGUCCCCAGCCUUGGCGAUACACAGCCGCUGCAGUCCUGGGCAGCCAGAUCUUCAUCAUGGGAGGUGACACGGAAUUCACAGCUGCGUCAGCCUACCGCUUUGACUGCGAAACCAACCAGUGGACACGGAUUGGGGACAUGACAGCCAAACGCAUGUCCUGCCACGCCCUAGCUUCUGGCAACAAGCUCUAUGUGGUGGGGGGCUACUUUGGGACCCAAAGGUGUAAGACCCUGGACUGCUAUGACCCCACUUCGGACACGUGGAACUGCAUCACCACAGUGCCCUACUCACUCAUCCCCACGGCCUUUGUCAGCACCUGGAAGCACCUGCCUGCAUGAAGAGCAGCGCAGAGCCCGGCCAGACUCUGCAUGUUCCUCUCCUUUCCAUGGCUUCGGCCCUCACUGUCACAGAGUGGCCUUGGCCUAUUGCCACAAUGGAAGCUCAGUCAUCCCUGGGAGCAGCAGCUUCAGCUGUUCUGAGCUUCAGGCAAGAGAAGAGAAGCGUCUCCAGAGUCUCAUGUGCCCCCAGAGGCCUCUUGAGCUUUGCAGUGGUCUGCCAGAAGAGAGGACCUUCCAGAGGGGCAUGGGCUGCCACCAGCACUGCCUCCCUGGUCUUGGGGAGAAGGACCCAACUGCAGAGCCUUGAGGUCACCUGUGUCAGCACAACCUGGCCUGGGGCCUGCCAGCAGUGGCAGGAAGGGCUCCUGAGUGGGAGUGGCACUGGGUGGGAGCCUGUACUCCAGGACUGCCCUACUGUGAUGUCAUGCCGGAGAUGGUAUUCCAGGCUGUGGGGGUGAGCAGGGUUCACUGGGUCUGAAAGGAGAAAACCCAGGACAGAUUUUAUAAGGGGCAGAAACCCUGUGGGGUGACUACAGUGGCAUCCACUAGUCCUUAUUAGCAAAUAGGAGUGACCACAGUGACAUUCACAAGUCCUUACUAGUAAAUAGCACACAGAACCCUGAGAGUAAAGUGGGGAGCUCCUGUGGGCCCCUCUGCAAAGCUCCAGGUCCCAGCAUCGACCAGCACAAUGCAGACACAUCUCGUGCCUGUUCAAGUCCCAGGGUACCCUGGGGUUCACCUCACCACCCUAGAGGCAGUGACAACCCUUGUCCGAGACCACACUUGCCCUCAGACUGUGGCCUACCCUCCAAGAUGGAGUGGCCAUGACCUGGGGCCACAGAGGGACCCCAGAGCACCCCUGCAGGUCCCUCAGGGCUGCAGCCAUCUCUGCCUGGAGGACAGUGACAACACCCCAGCUGGCACUUGGCCUUCCAGCUGAGAACACAGAUCUGGCCCCUCUCUGUUCCCCGAGCUCAAAAAUAAAAGUGGUCUUGAGAACUGCCAGACAUUUGUUCAUUGCUGUCACUUCCCAAGCCACUAGGGUCCGUUGUCAGUAAAUCCCCAGCAUCUAGGUUGUGGGGGCGUCAGCUCCUGCCAGUGGCCACCCACACAUCCCUCACUCACCCCAAGCCUCUUAUGUGAGGGUGAGGUGGCUCUCAGGGACCUGAGGAGGGGCUGGGUGCCCAAACCUGUGGCUUCCCUGGUCACCGCCGUGUGUCCUUGCUGUUCGGCCAGCUCAGGAUUAGGGCUCCAGGGUGGGCUACGUUACAAAGCAGUUAUUUCAUCAGCCUUGAACGUCCUCAUACCGCAGCGCUGGCGCUGGUCCUGGGGACUUCUGUGGGAAGCGGGAUCUUUGGGCAGGGUUUUCCCAUGGAUGCCUCCAGCCUGGGAACACGUCCCAGGGAUCCUCAGAAUCCCUCAGAUCCCCAAAGGCUGGCCUUCCUUGCUAGCCGGAUUCAUCUCAGCACCCACCGUGCCCACCCCAGCCAACAGGGCUGGUGAAGAAGCCACAGGCCUGCCAGGCCCCUGCCCCAGGGCCGCCUCCUGGAGGUGAAGCACACUUGUCAAAGCACAAAGGACCUAGCUGUGGUGCUUUCCCCGAAAGUUGUGUUGCUUCUAUCAGUUUUCUAACUUAAUAAAAA